Vitis vinifera (wine grape) is the source of this 2366-nucleotide messenger RNA. RefSeq names its product glutamate receptor 2.7. Gene Ontology annotation, molecular function: glutamate-gated receptor activity. The record is from RefSeq and is a predicted model, not a curated record. The annotation marks the transcript as partial. Gene Ontology annotation, cellular component: plasma membrane. The transcript is spliced from 4 exons. NCBI's taxonomy places the organism in Eukaryota, Viridiplantae, Streptophyta, Magnoliopsida, Vitales, Vitaceae.
AUUGCAGCUGAAGAAUUGAUUAAAGAGGAGAAAGUGCAAGUGAUUGUGGGCAUGAAUACAUGGCAGCAAGCGGCUUUAGCUGCUGAAAUCGAAAACCAAGCUCAAGUACCAGUUCUUUCAUUGGCGGCAUCAGCGAGUGUCCGGCCGUCGAGGCGGCUUGGAAGGCCCACGCUGAUACAAAUGGGCAGCAAUAUUUAUGAACAGGUAAGGUGCAUUUCAGCCAUCGUUCGCUCCUAUCACUGGCGAGGGGUCAUUGCAAUCUACGAAGAUGAUGCGUACGGUGGAAACGCUGAGAUGUUAACUCUUUUCUCUGAAGCUCUUCAAAGAGUUGGAUCGGAGAUCGAGUACCAUUUGUCUCUUCCUCCCAUAUCAUCUCUAUCUGAUCCAAGAGAAUCAGUAUAUCAAGAGCUCUUGAAGCUUCUGAGCACACAAUCCAGGGUUUUCAUUGUUCUUCAAUCAUCAUUACCAAUGGCUACCCAUUUGUUCCAAGAAGCAAGGCGAAUGGAUUUUAUGGGGAAAGACUCAGCCUGGAUCAUUACAGAUAGCAUUUCAAGCUUCCUGGAUUCCAUGGAUACCUCUGUUAUCCCCUAUAUGGAAGGGGCUCUAGGAAUCAAGUCCUACUAUUCCAAAUCCAAUAGGCCCUUCCUAGAAUUCUCUGCUCAGUUUCAGAAAAAUUUUAAAUCCGAAAACCCAGAGGAAAACAACACCCAGCCGGGAAUUCAUGCACUGCGAGCAGAUGAUAGCAUUGCUGUCAUCGCACGGGCCCUGGAGAGAUUAGCUAGUGAUGAUACUAAUACUCCAAAAAUGAUGUUAAAAAAUAUAUUAGCAAGAAACUUCAGUGGUUUAAGUGGCAACAUUAUUUUUGAAGGGGGUGAUCUAUCAAAUUCAAAUUCGUUGCUGUUCAGGAUUAUAAACGUUGUUAGAACGGGCUACAAGGAGCUUGACUUUUGGACGCAGGACUUAGACAACCCUUUCAGAAGAGAAGGUCGAGACAAAAAUAGCAGUAGAAACACCACAAAGGUUUUGGAUGGUCCAGUGAUUUGGCCUGGGUACCUAAUAAAACGUGUCCCCAAGGGAUGGGAAAUGCCCACUGAUGCAAAACCAUUGAAGAUUGGAAUUCCAGCUAAAACCUCUUUCGACAAGUUUGUGAAGGUGGACGAAGCCGAAGCCGAAGCUGACAAAAGAUAUAGUGGUUUCUGUAUUGAUAUUUUCCGCGAGGUGUUAAAAAUUUUGGAGCAAAAUUACUCUCUACCCUACGAGUUCCAUCCAGUUAUUGGCACAUACGAUGAGCUGGUUGAUUUUGUUUAUAACAAGACCUAUGAUGCUGUGGUUGGGGAUGUGACCAUACUAGCCAACCGUUCAAAAAAAGUGGAAUUCACAGUGCCAUAUGCUGAGUCGGGAUUGGUUAUAGUACAAGUAAGUUCUGAAGAACCUCAGAAGGCAUGGAUGUUCCUGAAGCCUUUCACCAUGGAAAUGUGGGUAGUCACAGGUGCCCUCUUGAUCUACACCAUGUUCAUAGUAUGGGUACUGGAGUACCAAUCCAAUAAUCCGGCAUUCAGAGGCCCAUGGAAGAAUCAGCUUGGGACUGCUCUUUGGUUCACCUUCUCUUCUCUUUUCUUUGCUCAUAGGGAGGCAAUUCAUAGCAAUAUUACUCGAGUAGUGAUAGUGGUGUGGCUAUUUGUUGUCUUCGUCUUAACCUCCAGCUACACUGCUAGUCUCUCUUCAAUCCUCACUGUCCGACGACUUGAAUCCAAUGUGACAGAUGUGGAAUGGCUAAAAGCUACCAAGUCUGUGGUUGGUUGUGAUGGUGAUUCAUUUGUGAGGAAAUACUUGGAGAAUGUGAUUAAAUUCAAAGGGGCUGAUAUCAAGAAUAUUAGCAACCAAUACCAAUAUCCUGGCGAAUUCCAGAGUGGGAACAUCUCAGCUGCCUUUCUUGAACUCCCUUACGCAAAAGUUUUCAUCAAUCAGUUCUGCAAGAAUUACACUGCCAACCAACCCCUCAACAGAUUCGGAGGAUUAGGAUUUGCCUUUCAGAAAGGAUCUCCACUAGCUGCUGAUGUCUCUAAAGCCAUCCUAACCAUAUCUGAGAAGGGGAUUCUAAAAUCAUUAGAAGAUAAGUGGUUUCCUCGUUCUGCAGAGUGUUCCACCAUCGAAAUUGAUGAGCUAAGCCUACGGAACUUCUGGGCUCUCUACUUUUUAUGUGGCGCCACUUCCACCCUCUGCUUUCUAUUGUUCUUCCUUUGCCUGUGAUAAGCCAAAGAUAGAGGAAGUGGUUACGGAUCCCAGGUGAUAGUCUUUACUUGCUUUCUGUUUCCUUUAUUUGUGUUGUUCUGUUGUAACAACUUCUUUCUAGAAGCUCUUGUGAG